Messenger RNA from Rhinichthys klamathensis goyatoka, 2628 nucleotides. It is a transcript of the gene frs3, whose product is annotated as fibroblast growth factor receptor substrate 3. The transcript is spliced from 8 exons. The coding region runs from base 490 to 2370 and encodes 626 amino acids. Gene Ontology annotation, cellular component: cytoplasm. The record is from RefSeq and is a predicted model, not a curated record. NCBI's taxonomy places the organism in Eukaryota, Metazoa, Chordata, Actinopteri, Cypriniformes, Leuciscidae. Gene Ontology annotation, biological process: cell surface receptor protein tyrosine kinase signaling pathway.
ACACGUCAUCGUGUGAUGCUCAAACACAUCUUCUGGUCCUCCAGCAUAUUCUACCUUCUUGUCGCUCCAGCAGCCCUCGUUGUCUGCCUGAACUCUCACCCUGGUGGUCGGGAAAUGUCAAAGAGAGGCCCGUGCCGCAGCAAGGGGGCGUUACGGGGGGGGAAAACAAUUGCCUUUAUUGUUAUAUUUUCACGCAGUUCUAUUUUCUUAGUCUAACCACUAGAAUAAGCAUCAAAACGACCACCACGCCGACCGCCAAGUCCGAUGGUGUAGCAUCCGCCGUGGACUGCUGUUCGCAUCCUUCAUCUGUCUCGUCUCGAAUUGCAAUCAUUGCCAAACAUGAGAAAUGAAAUAUUUGUGCACUGGGCCUGGAUGCUCUUACAAGCACACCCCACUUCCGCCAUGACACCCAGCAGAGGAUUCUGGGAUUGACGCAAGCAUCACUCCCACUAAUGGCCUGGACCAGGUUUCAGCUGGCCUGCUGAAGCUAUGGGGAGCUGCUGGAGCUGUCUAUACAGAGACGCUAUCCAAGACAACCAUCUCAACAAAUUCAAGGUGACUAAUGUGGAUGAUGAGGGAAAUGAGUUGGGCUCAGGAACCAUGGAGCUCACCCAGACAGAGCUCAUUCUGCACACGCGCAAACGUGACGCCAUCCGGUGGCCAUACCUUUGCCUGCGGCGAUAUGGUUACGAUUCCAACCUCUUCUCUUUCGAGAGUGGCCGUCGUUGUCAGACAGGACAAGGGAUAUUUGCAUUCAAGUGCUCUCGUGCAGAAGAGAUCUUCAACCUGCUGCAGGAGUUAAUGCAGUGUAACAGCAUCAAUGUGGUGGAAGAGCCUAUGAUCAUGACCCGGCCCGGGCAUGCGCCAGAGAUGGACAUGCCUCGAACUCCACAGACACCCAAUACCCCAGCCUUCCCGAUGCAGGGUUUUCCUAAUGGAUACCCAGGAUACCCAAUCAGUGCAGACUCAUCACAGCCCUCUCUCACCAACGACCUCAGACACAGCCUCAUGGGACUGGAUGACCAAACUCAUACAUAUGUGAAUACAGUGGGAAUGGAAACUGACCUCUCAAGCCGCCACUGUGUCCACUCCCUGCCCGAAGUUCGGCCCACCACCUACCCGGAAACCUCAACUACCACCACCAUACGUGGGGGCCCAGUCCCGGGCCAGCCCAGCUUGCACUGCUGCCCUCUGGACGACCCUCACAAAGACCCUCAGGUCUUCCUCCAGCCUGGAGCUCAGGAGGUGAAGUUCAUGUUGGGUCCGACCCCAGCACAGCGCCACAUGAUGGAAAGAGACAGAGACCGUCACGUCACUCACCCGCUUCGAGCACCAGAUGGCAGCUCUGAAACAGAAGGAGAGGAGACUCCGUCCGUACACAUGUGCAACACACACUCCUAUCACCAUUGCCAUCAUCUAAUGCACCGACACCCGAGCAUGGAGCCUUGCUCAGAAAGCCAGCUGACAUAUGAGAAUAUCAACGGACUCCGAGGGGCACGUAGGCAAAGGCUAAGUCCGAGCACUGUGUCCCAAUCUCAGUCUUUGGGCUCCAGUAGCAGUAGCAGCACCACCGGUGAUUCCCGCACACACACACAUCCGCACUCCCUCCCGCUGACGCACACACACGCUUCCUCACUGCCUCCGCAGGGAUAUGGCUGUGACCGGGGAAUGGGGGUUGGUGGUCAUCGGCGCACCGCGUUGCUCAACUAUGAAAACCUUCCUUCGCUCCCCCCGGUUUGGGAAUACCGUGCGCUUCAGCGUGAUGAAGAAGAGGAUCAGGAUGAAGACGAGGAUGAGGAUGAGUAUGAGGAGGAAGAGGAAGAAGAAUAUGAUGAGUACGAGUAUUCUGAAGGGCCCACAACCCCAAACGGAUAUCAUCAGGAGAGUGGCGGUGGGAUUCAUCGCGAUGCUCUGCAGAACUAUGUCAACACUGAACAGAUACAGCCUCCAACACGUCUUCGUCACGCUUGCCAUCCCCACCCUCACCCUUCUGAGAGGGCCAACCGGGUUUUCAACUUCGACUUCAGACGUCAGCGAGCAGGACGUGGCAGCGCCACCUGCGAGCAGCAUAGCCGUCACCCGCCGCCUCCCCCCUCUCGCCAGCUCAACUACAUCCAGGUGGACCUGGAGGGUGAGCCCUCUGGUUGCUCGGGACACGGAGGAGGGGCUCCGGUACCACAGAGACCUCCUCCCCUCAAACGUGGCAUGGCAGCCGCCGCCGCAGCGGCUCCAUCUUCCCGUCGUGGAGAAUGCUACGCCGUGAUUGACCUAAAGAAGACCGCAGCCAUGUCCAACCUACAGAAGGCUCUCCCUCGGGAUGACGGCACCUCACGGAAGACACGCCACAACAGCACCGACUUGCCUCUGUGAGAGGAGAAAAAAGGGAUAGAGAGAGUUACAGGUAUGCCAGGAAUAAAAAUGAGGGAAAAUGUUCAGGAAAGAGAGUUUUGGUGGUAUUUUCCUCCCACCAUUAUCGUGAAGUGAUAUUUUCUCAUUUUCUACACUCAUACCAACUGCUGCUUGAUGAAAUAGUAACUGUUGAGCCAAGCACUGAGCAUUUUUUAUUUAUUUUUUCCUCACAUUUUGUGUGGGAAGGUUGGGAGAUGAUAGUGAACUACUUAUCAUGUG